Molecule: messenger RNA, 768 nt
Organism: Trypanosoma rangeli
Lineage: Eukaryota; Euglenozoa; Kinetoplastea; Trypanosomatida; Trypanosomatidae
Exons: 1
Coding region: 1-768 (255 amino acids)
Source: RefSeq, a predicted model, not a curated record
AUGGAGUUCGUUCCGGCCUCGCAGACGGCCAGCGAGGGCCGCGAUGUGUUCAUCAACCAUCGAGGCGCCUACUGGCUCAACCCUGUGCCACACGGCACGUUUCGCUCACGCAGCGCCUGCAUCACGAUGGGACCGACAGACAGCAUCGAUCCUUUUGGCAACCCCAAGCUACCCGACAGGCCCAAUGUGUUUGGCAAGUCGCGUUACGGCACCGCACGCAACGGGCCCAACGCCGCACAGGAGCUCACAAACGCCGAUUACGCUCCUGAGGCGGUGGGCGGUGGUGGGCAUAGCGGCGGUGGAGCGCGAGGCGUGGAUGUCUCUGGCGCGUGUCCUGAGAUGCAUACAAAUGACAGCGGCGACGUUGACCCUCAGGAUCCUUCGGCCUUGUCCGCGGUGCCGCCCACGGACGCACGUGAUGACGCCGGUUCUGCUGUGGUCACCGGCGACAAGGUGCCCUAUUCCGCCGAGACUGUGGUCCGUGAGAAACUUCCACUUGGCACUGCUCAUCCCGAGCGUUGCGUUAUGCACCCAGGCAACCACACCGCGCGCAUCCCUCCCACAGGUGGAUCCGCCUACAAUGGCACUGUCAGUGAGUCAUGGACAGCGCCAAGGGCUGUGAACAACACGUAUCUGCGCCUCGCCCCACUGUAUGAGAGCACAACGCAAUACCAACUGCGCACUGGUCGCUACUACACAGAGGAUGAAGCACCGGCGCAUGACAUGAGGCUGCCGCUCAAAAGUUCCCUAUGCACACGGGAAUGGUAG